AUGAGCGAUAAUCCUCAUGCAAAUCGCGGCAAGAACAAAGGAAGGGGGGCCCGGGACCCCCCCAGGGGCGCAGGUGGGUGUGGGGCCGGCCAGCCAGGCGCGGGGGUGGCGGGCCACGCGCGGAGCCCUGCGCCCGCGGAGGCGGGAGGCGUGCGGCCGCGCGGGGCUCGAGGCUCCUCUAGCGGCAUCCGUGUGCGCGCCCAUGCGCCGCCAAGGAGCGCUGGCCGCUGCGCGCGGGAGGCGGCCCGGGGCCGCGGGCAGCUGCCGGGGCGCAGAGAGAGGUGCCGGCGAGGCCGGGCGCGCACACGCACACGCACACGCAGCCGCGGGGCUCGGCCACUCGGCGCGCGCGCGCGCGCGGGGGGCGGGGGCCGGCCGGGCGGCGGGGCUGGGCGCCCGCCUGUAGCCGCGUCGAGGACCGCUCGCAGCUCGCCAGCUCCGGGAUCCGGCGGGAGGAGUCUGCGAGGAGGCGGCGGCGGCGGCGGCGGAGGAGGAGGAAGAAGAGGAGGAGGCGGGGAGGGAGGAGAAAGACCGGAGUCCCCUCGGCGGCGGCGGCGGCAGCGGCCAGGGGUGAGGGCGAUUCCCGCUCGGCGCCCCGGGACUGGGCACCGCCACGAGGCCGGGCCGCUGGAGCCCUGGCCUCUCCUGCGCUUCGCUGCCUGCGCGCCAGCUGCCACCCUCCUGGAGAAAGACCGCACCUCUGCUCCGUCGCGCUCCGGAAUAGAGUUCUUUCCAGACUCCAUCUGCCACGCCAAGACAGGACAAGAAUGAACAUUUAUUGAAUGAAUCCUGCCUGUAUAUGAGGUAACCAUCCUAUAUGCUCCAUGUAAGCUGCCCAUUUUACUUUCUUUCUUUUUUUUUUUUUUAAGAUUGAUUUAUUUACUUGAGAGACAGAGUUACAGACAGAGGGGAAGACAGAGAGAGAGGUCUUGCAUCUGCUGAUUCAUUCCCCAGAUGGCUGCAAUGGCAGGAGCUGGGCCAAUCCAAAGCCAGGAGCCAGGAGCUUCUUCUAGGUGUAGGGGCCCAAGGACUUGGGCCAUCUUCCACAGCUUUCCCAGGCCAUUAGCAGGGAGCUGGGUCAGAAGUGAAGCAGCCAGGACUUGAACCGGUGCCCAUAAGGGAUGCCAGUGCUGCAGGCAGAGGCUUAAUCUGUACCGCAGCACCAGCCCCCUAUCUUAGUUUCUAAACAACCAUAGUCAGAGACCUUUAACUCUAUUUUACUCUUGAAAAGACUGAAAUUGGAGAGAUUGACUGAUGUGGUUAAGAUCACAUAGUUUUGGGCAGCUGUCUGGCCUAGGAAUUAAAAUAUUGGUUAUUAAGAUACCCACAUACCACAUUAAUGUACUUGAGUUGCAUCUCUGGCCCUGGCUCCUGACUCCAGCUUCUUACUAAUGCAGACCUUGGGAGACAACAGUGAUGGCUCAAAUGAUUGAAUCCCUGCCAGCCAUGUAGAAGACCUGGAUUGAGUUCCCAGCUCUUGACUUUGGCUCCAGCCUAGCCCUGGCCAUUGUAGGCAUUUGAGGAGUGAAUGGAGCUUGCUGUCUGUCUCUCACUUGUCUGUGUCUGUCUCUCAGAAAAAAAAAAAAAAAAAAAAACUGGCUUAUAAUUGAUGGAGCUUGGAUAUGCAUCUAGGUCAUCUGACUACAGAUCCUGAGCUUGAUAAGAUGCACCUCAGGGAGCUACAAAGAGGAUAAACUGAGCUAGCCAAGGCUCCUCCUUUCGUUCUCUCUGGAAAAUGUGCAAAGAAAGAUACUUUAAAGGAGUGAUGGCAUCUCCUUCCUAUGCUUGGAAGAAGGAAAAGAGAAAGGAUUCACUUUAGUGUCCUCCUACUUUGCCACGUGCUCCUGUCUGUUUAUCUCAUCUGCUCCCCAAACAGUUCUACAAGGAGGGCAUUGUCCUUGUUACCUUUCUACAGGUCAAGGAACCAUGGCUCAGAGAGGAUAAAACUAAUUUAUUCCUACGGCCACCUGACACCAGAGCCAACACACUUUGUACCACACAAUGCCAUUUCUCAGAGGUUUUCCACUUCCACUCAAACUGCGCCCCUCCCAGAGAGUGUCAAGCUAGACUGCUACCCACUGUGAUAGCCUUCCCUCUCCUGUCUGCUGCUUCCAAUUUUUUUUUUAAAGAUUUUUUUUUUAUUUGAAAGGCAAAGUGACAGAGAUCUUCCAUCUGCUGGUUCACUCCCCAAAUAGCUGCAACAGCUGGGGCUCAGCCAGGCCCAGGUCAUCAUCUGCUGAGACAUAUCCUUACUGGACAGCUGGUUCCACUGAUGGGCACGUUAGCAGGGAGCUGGAUAGGAAGUGGAACAGCUGGGAUUCAGACCGGCGCUCUGAUAGGGGAUGCCAACAUCACAAGCUAUGGCUUAACCCACCAUACCACAGCGCCGGCCACCACUGCUUCCAAUCUUAGUGACUUAACACAUUACCUAAAUCGAAAGGGAGAAAAAGCCCUGACCAAAAUAGAUGAGCAUUUGUUCCCUAGACUUCCUGUUGGCUGAGCUUUGGGCCAAGGAUCAUUCCUGGAAGCACAGUAAGAAAUCUGCUGAGGUUACUAGAGCUUGGCUGGGGUGGGACCUGCUCGCUUCCUGCCUCCCCAGGCAUAUGACCUCACCCAUAAAUGCAAGGUAAGCACAAAAGCCGCGCUGAGACCUGAUCAUUUCUCAGCACUCACCGAAGGUCCUGGACCCACCGGCUUCAGACUGAAUUCACUUUCCAAAUGAUUGGUACAGAAAAUUAUUUAGGGGCCACUAGGAAGAAUCCUAUCUAAUUACUAAUCUUUGCAUUGCACAGAGAGUAAAUGCUCACAAAAUACUUUUCACUUACUUUAUUCCCUUAUUCCUCCCAACAACUUGCCAAUAAAGGCUGGGCAGAAGUUCACUGCCCUGUUGUGCUUGCUGUCAGUGGUUCCUUUUCCCUUCACUCCUCUCCUGUGCUGUCCCCUAGGCUGCUUGUUCCUCUGUGCCCUUGCCAUUGGCUUACUGGCUAUGAGCAGUCACCAGCUCAGAGGAAAUGGAGUGAGACCAAGCGGGAACUGCCCUGUUCAGGCUCCAGUUCCCAAGCCAUCUGGUUGUCCUGGCUUUCCACAGCACAGGUGUGACAGUGUGCAGGCUGUCACCAAUGUCCACCUGCACUUGAAUGUCCAGCUGCCAUAAAGCCUCUCUCCACCCCAGACAAGUACUAUAUAUUAAUCCUAAAGUCACACUGACCCUUAGGGAAAAUGUGCAGCUUCACCUGACUUUCUCUAGGGCAGGAGAUAAGCUGAUAAAUGGUCCUGGAAGCAAGGGCUUACCUGUGGCAGGCUCGCUUUGCCCUUUGCCUAUGAGCUCAGCUCACAGUUGAAUCCAAGCCUGCAAGCCCUCCCCUCACCCCAUACCAAUCUAUCCUCUUUCUAAAAUGUUUUUAUGUCAGAAAUACAUGUAGGGGCUGGCUUGUGGCACAGCAGGUUAAGCCACUGCUUGUGACACCUGCAUCCCAUAUCCAAGCACUGCUUUGAGUCCUAGCUGGUCUACUUCUGAUCCAGUCCCUGUGAGGCACCCAGCAAAGCAGGCAAAGAUGACUCAAGCACUUGGACUCCUGAUACCCACGUGGGAGAUCAGGAUGAAGUUCCUGGCUCCUGGCUUGAGCCUGGCCCAGCCCCAGGUGUUGUGGCCAUUUGGGGAGUGAACCAGUGAAUGGAAGAUCUCUUUCUGUCUCAGUCUCUCUCUGUGUCACUCUGUCUUUCAAAUAAAAACACAUCUUUUUAAUAAAAGUAUAUAAAUAGAAUUAUAUAAUAUGUAACAUUUUGGAAUGGACAUUUUUCCCCCACACAAUCUGUUUCCCUUAGAUUCUUCCAAGUCAUGGUAUAGAUUUUAUUAUCUAAAGUGCAUGUGUUUAGUUUUAAAAGUUUCACUGUAGUUUUAGUUUGUGUGUGUGUGUGUGUGUGUUUUAAUUUGAUAGGUAGAGUUAGUGAGAGAGAGAGACAGAGAGAAAGGUCUUUCUUCCGUUGGUUCACCCACCAAAUGGCUGCAACUGCCGGCGCUGCGCCAAUCCGAAGCCAGGAGCCAGGUGCCUCUUCCUGGUCUCCCAUGCGGGUGCAGGGGCCCAAGCACUUGGGCCAUCCUCCAUUGCCUUCCUGGGCCACAGCAGAGAGCUGGACUGGAAGAGGAGCAACCAGGACUAGAACCCAGUGCCCAUAUGGGAUGCUGGUGCCACAGGCAGAGGAUUAAGCAAGUGAGCCAUGGCGCCGGCCCCAUUAGUUGGUUUUUAAGUUUGUAUAUUUACCAAGGUCUGUAACCAGGAUUACAGAGGGCAGCUGUGCCACUCUCUAGCCAGGAGACCUUGUGAAUUGCUUAGUAUCCUCUUACCUCCUUACCUUUAGAAUAGGUACAAGAAUGAGCCUCUGUAUUCUAUUUCCUUUACUAAUAGAGGUGUGCUGCAGUAAUGAAAGACAGUGACUUCUUUAGCCACUGUGUAAUUCCAAGUCCUAGUAUUUCCAGGAUUGGGAUACACAGGCAGAUCUUGCACAUUGUUUGAAGGGAAAAACAUUAGAUUCAGUGAUCCACCUUUUCUGAGAGGAACUGACGUUCAUUCUGUGCAUAGAGGAGUUGCCGAGGGUCCACAGCCAGCACCUCGAAGGUGAUGUCUCCUCGUGGGGUACUCUGGCAGAAUCACUGGACAGUCUAUAAACUUCUCCGUCUGCCACCGGUCAGAGCCACCCAGUCAUAGAGGAGUGCAGGCUGAGGCUGGCAGCCACCUAGCAGAUAAGGCACUAAUAGCAGAAAGUGUAUCUGAUGCCUCAUUUAGUGCUUUCUAGACCCAAAGCAGAAAUUACUUUACUCCACACAGUGAAAAAUAAGAAGUGCCCAUUUGUGCAGUCAGCGUUCUCAGGAGAUUCUGGAUUUGACAGGCACUUGGGGCUUACUGUAUGUGCAUUGAAGACAGCUGUUCCGUGAGGUUGUUACAAGGAGCCACGUUCAAGGGCCAGAAAAGCCUUGACCCUAUAUAAAAAUGGGUUGCUUCACAAAGUCACCUAUUUUAAUACAAAUUCAAUCUCCUCUCCAUAGGUUCGUGGCCAUGUGUCACAGAGCAAAGAAAUUUCUGGGAUGUGUGUGUGUAUGUAAAAUAAGAGAACCCCUGUGCAAAAUGCUUAUGCUUAAGACUGGAAGUAUUUCAGACUUCAGAAGUUUUUGAUUUUGACUAUUUGCAUAUUGUAACGAGGUAUCUUGAGGAUAGGAUCCAGUUCUGAACAGGAAAUUGAUUUAUGUUUCUUGUACCCAUAGCCUGAAAGUAAUUCAUACCAUAUUUUAAUAAUGUUUUUAAGAAUUUGUUUUAUUUAUUUUAAAGGCUGGGUUACAGAGAGAGAGAGAGAAAGCGCGCGCUUCAAUCUGCUGGUUCACUCCUCAAAUGACUGCAACAGAUGUGGCUGACCCAGUCUGAAGUCUGAAGCCAGGAGCCAGGAGCAUCUCCCGGGUCUUCCACAUGGAUGCAGGCAUCCCAAGCACUGAGGCCAUCUUCUGCUGCUUUCCCAGGUGCAUUAGCAGGGAGCUGGACAAGAAGUGGAGCAGCCAGGACUCAGACCAGUGUCCAUAUGGGAUGUUGGUGCUGCAGACAGCAGCUUAACCUUCUAUGCCACAAUGCCGAUCCCUUAUUUUUAAUAAUUUUGCAAGUGAAACAAAGUGUUAUGGUGUGGAAUUUUCCAUUUGUGACAUUACAUUGGUACUCAAAAUGUUUCGGAUUUGGAGGAUUUUGGAUUUCAGAUUUUCAGAGUAUGGAUGCUCAAAUUCUGCAUGAAUACACACAAAUGUAUAUAUGUGUGUAUUUGUGCAUGUAUGCAUGUGUGUAUGUGUGUACAUGCAUGUGUGUAUGUAUUUGCUUGUGUUUUCUGGAAGCAGACAGUAGAGUUCAGGACAGAGCUGGAAACAAGAUACCCACAGUUCCCAUGAAUGGUCUGUGUGGGGGAAAACACACUCAGAUGACAGAGUGAGGUCUGCCGAUAAAGGUUACAAAGUGGCCAUCAGGUAAGAACGAAGGUCAGUCACCAGGCACAGUCAGGGCCCGUGUCUACAACAAAUAUAAGUCAUGAAAAUUUAAAAGAUACUGGUUCCUGCCUCCAGUUCCAUGUUGGAAAUGCAGAGCAGAGUAAGUAAGCUACCUUUUAGUGUGUUUAAUCUAGCAGUUUUUCAACGCUUUUCAACUUUGGAAAGAAAACUUCCUGUUAGGUCAAGUUCAGACUGGGGAGAUGAAAAGAUCACCAUCUGGGACAAGCCUCACCUUCCCCCUCCGCAGGGGCCACCUGCUUCCACCCAGCUCCCACUGGCUGCUGCUGACCAAGCCCUCAACCCUAAAACGAGGUGGGGUCACUUUGGGCCCUGGCAGUUAAGGGUAAGGGACACCUGACAUCAGAACAGAGAUUCCCCCUUUUCCGUGAUGAGAGCUGCUGUCUUGGUUUUGUGACUCUAUGAUCAGAACAAGCAGUAGUUAGAACCUUACACAUCCCUGCCCUCCUUGGCCCCUGUGUCCUCCUCGCCCCUCCACCUGCUGGGCCCCCUUUUACUCCAUCCCAGUAACUGCCAUAACUAGAAUACAGGGGCCAUAGGUAGGUUUGAAGGGUGUGGAGACCUGAAAUGCAGGUCACAUGAGGCACUGGGCAUGUGUGGGGGUGCGAAGGCUGAGCAGGGGGGCUGCUGUGAACAGCAUGAAGUACUCUGACCCCUAGACCCUGAGAGGGUGUUCAGUGACAAUGCAAGGGGGACACUGGGGGACUGGCGCUGUGGCAUAGUGAGUUAAGCCACCACCUGCAGUGCCAGCAUCCCAUUCAGGUGCUGGUUCGAGUCCCAGCUAGUCCACUUCAAUCUGGCUCCCUGCUAAUGUGCCUGUGAAGGCAGCAGAUGAUGGCCCAAGUCUUUGGGCCCCUGUACCCAUGUGGAAGACUGGGAAGAAGCUCUUGGCUCCUGGCUUCAGCCUGGCUCAGCCCCAGAUGUUGCAGCCAUUUGGGGAGUGAACCAGCAGAUGGAAGAUUUCUCUCCUCCCCUCCCUCCCUCCCUCUCCGUGUAAACUCUGCCUUUCAAAUAAAUACAUAAAUCAUUAAAAAAAAAAAAAAAACCUGCUUCCUCUUCUGGCAGGUGUGUGGUACAGCAUUUAAGGCAUUGUUUGGGAUGCCUGCAUCCCAUAUCAGAGUGCCUGGAUUCAGUUCAGUCCCAGCUCUGCUCCCAGCUUUCUGCUAAUGUGCACCCUGAGGCAGCAGGUGAUGGUUCAGGUACUUGGGCCCUGCCACCCUUGUGGAUGGAGUUCCAGGCUCCUGGCUUCAGCCUGGCCCAGUGUCAGCUGUUGUAAGCAUUUGAGGAGUAAACCAGUGGAUAGGAGAUUCUCUGUCUGUCUGUCCCUCUGCCUUUCAAAUAUAAUAAAGAACAAUGUAAAAGUUUCCUCUUGCCUCAAUGUGUUUGAAUAUGCACAUGUUACUGUGACACGCCUAUGUCCACUGCACUGCUGCUCCCCAAUAAACUUUAAUCUUUGGAGGUUUUCUGUUACUUAGGUUUUGACCACGGAAGCAGCAAUUGGAGACUAACAUAAAACUAAUCUAAAGGCUGAGCCUAGGGAAGCCUCAGGAGAGAACCUGCACAUCAGCCUGGAAAAGGCAGUGGCCCCGUGGGAGCAGCUCAGUCACCGUGCCAACGGGCCUCCCCUACGCAGUCACCAGGAUCACAGUUAGUGGACCAGAGGAUCAGAGUGGGUUAACAGCCAGCCUGCCCUUGCAGCGCAUGCCUCUAACAAUGUGGAGAAAAUGUAGUAGAACCGAGUGUGAAGGAGCCAGGGAGACCUAGCAUGAGCUCCUCUCUGCCACGUGUGGACUGCACACUCUUAUGUAACCUUUCAACCCAGUUUCCUAUCUUGCAAACUGGAGAGAAAUAUGUUUUCUUAGCCAGAAGGAUUGUGAUAAGGAUUAAGUACCACACGUGACAUCCCACAUAGAAAUCUCUGAAUGAAUAUCUGCUACAUAAAUAUUACAUGCAUACACACACACACACACAUGAUCAUAUGACUCUGUGGUGAGUUCUGGGAACAAAGAGAAGAGCAACCAGGAUGGCUCAGAAUCAAGUUAUAUAAAAAGAAUGUGCAGAGGAAUGGUGAGGUUUGAUAUAAAGCUACUUGAAAUAUUUUCAGGACUGACUAAUUUGUGAAGCCUGAUGCAAGCUGAGAAAGUAGGUUCCCUUAUUCAAGAAAGCAUUAAGAACUUCAAAAUGGCCAAACCCAGAAUUAACCCAAGCUUGGGGCCCUUCUGAGCUCUGUGCCUGUUGUACAGGUUGCACAUUCACAAAGCUGGCCCUGAAUGUUACCAUGUAAGAAGAGGGACUUGACCUCAGCAGAGAGAACUAGCACUGAGGGGAAGGAACUACAGACAUAAGGGAGAGCUUUGUAAUAAGCCAGUCAGAGAGGACCAGGCACAGGCACUCAGUGUACAGUUAAGAUGCCCAUGUCUCAUAUGAGAGUAAUGAGUUUGAUUCCCAGCUCUGGCUCCUAACUCCAGCUUCUGCCAGUGCAGAGCCUGGUAGACAGAAGAUGAUAGCUCAGGUACUUGUGUCCCUGCCACACAUGUGAGAGACCAGAAUUGUGUCCUUGGCUCCUGGCUCCAAUCUGACCCAGUGCCAGCUGUUGUGGGCGUUUGGGGGUGAACUAGUGGAUGAGAGUCUCUUGGUCUCUAUCUCUGCUUUUCAAACAGUCAAUUAAAGAGAGAUGCAACUUGGGUAUUUUUUCCCCUGCAUGUUCAAGCUGCCAGUGGGUAGCCACUUGGCAGGUGCUUUAUGCUGGAUGGUGGAGAAUGCCUCAUCACACAAAAUGCUGAGGUUAAAGAAAAAAAAUUACACCAGGGCCAGCCUGUGGAGUAACAGACAAAGCCGCUGUCAGCACUGCCGACAACUCAUUUGGGUGCUGAUUUGGGACCUGGCUGUUCCACUUCUCCUUUUUUUUUUUUUUUUUUUUAAUUAUUUAUUUGACAGAUAGUAAGAGAGAGAGACAGAAAGACAGGUCUUCCUUCCGUUGGUUCACCCUCCAAAUGGCUGCUACGGCCAGAGCUACGCCAAUCCGAAGCCAGGAACCAGGUGCUUCCUCCUGGUCUCCGAUGCAGGUGCAGGGGUCCAAGCACUUGGGCCAUUCUCCACUGCCUUCCUGGGCCACAGCAGAGAGCUGGACUGGAAGAGGAGCAGCUGGGACUAGAGCCUGGUGCCCAUAUGGGAUGCUGGUGCCGUAGGUGGAGUAUUAACCAAGUGAGCCACAGUGCCGACCCCUCCUUUUUUUUAAGAUUUAUUUUUAUUUAUUUGAAAGACAGAGUUAGAGAGAGAGAGAGAGAGAGAGAGAGAGAGAGAGGUCUUCCAUCCACAGGUUCACUCCCCAAAUGGCUGCAACAGCCAGAGCUGUGACGAUCCGAAGUCAGGAGCCAGGAGCUUCCUCCAGGUCUCCCAUGCGGAUACAGGGGCCCAAGGACUUGGGCCAUCCUCUACUGCCUUCCCAAGCCUUAGCAGAGAGCUUGAUCAGGAGUGGGGCAGCUGGGACUAGAACCGACAACCACAUGGAAUGCUGGCACUGUAGGCCAGGGCCUUAACCCGCUGUGCCACAGCACUGGCCCCAUGCUCCACUUCUGAUCCAGCUCCCUGCUAAUGUGCCUGGGAAAACAGCAGAGGCUGGCCCAAGUGCUUGGGCCCUGCCCCAUUGAGAGAGACCUGAAAGAAGCUCCUGGCUUCUGACUUCAGCCUGGCGCAGCUCUUGCCGUUGUGGCCAUUUGGGGAGUGAAUCAGUAGAUGGAAGAUACCCCCCUCUUUCUCUCUGUAACUCUGCCUUUCAAGUAAAUAAAUAAAUCUUUUUUAAAAAAGAUUUUAUAAAAUAAAAAAAUAUUUUAUUUAUUAUUUAUUUGAGAAGUAGAGUUACAGACAGUGAGAGGGAGAGACAUAGAGAAAGGUCUUCUAUCCGCUGGUUCACUCCCCAAAUGGCUGCAGUGGCCAUAGCUGGACUGAUAUGAUGCCAGGAGCCAGGAGCUUCUUCCAGGUUUUGCACAUGGGUGCAGGGACCCAAGCACUUGGGCCAUCUUUUACUGCUUUCCUAGGCCACAGCAGAGAGCUGGAUCAGAAGAGGAGCAGCCAGGACUAGAACCAGCACCUAUAGGGGAUGCUGGACCUUCAGAUGGAGAAUUAAUCUGCACCACAGCGCUGGCCCCAGUAAAUAAAUCUUAAAAAAAAAAAAAAAAAAGUCUACAUCCUGUACCACAGUACCUAGAUUCAACUUUUUUUUUUUUUUUUAAAGAUUUACUUAUUUAUUUGAAAGUCAGAACUACACAGAGAGAGGAGAGGCAGAGAGAGAGAGAGAGAGGUCUUUCAUCCGCUGGUUCACUCCCUAAUUGGCUACAAUGGCUGGAGCUGCACCAAUCCAAAGCCAGGAGCCAGGAGCUUCUUCUGGGCCUCCCACCAGAGUGCAGGGGCCCAAAGACUUGGGCCAUCCUCUACUGCUUUCCCAGGCCACAGCAGAGAGCUGGAUUCAAAGUGAAGCAGCAGGGCCGAUGCCACGGUUCAAUAGGCUAAUCCUCCGCCUGCGGCGCCGGCACACCAGGUUCUAAUCCCAGUCGGGGCGCCGGAUUCUGUCCCGGUUGCCCCUCUUCCAGGCCAGCUCUGUGCUGUGGCCCGGGAGUACAGUGGAGGAUGGCCCAAGUGCUUGGGCCCUGCACCCCAUGGGAGACCAGGAG
Messenger RNA from Oryctolagus cuniculus (rabbit), 10707 nucleotides. Lineage: Eukaryota; Metazoa; Chordata; Mammalia; Lagomorpha; Leporidae. The record is from RefSeq and is a predicted model, not a curated record.